Molecule: messenger RNA, 324 nt
Organism: Haemonchus placei
Lineage: Eukaryota; Metazoa; Nematoda; Chromadorea; Rhabditida; Trichostrongylidae
Source: the annotation of a GenBank genome assembly
AUGGCGUCGACUGCCCGCACAGUAGAAGGCGUCAGUGGAUUGCGCAUUGAAAAUAACGUGAACGGUAGCCAAAAAAGGGAGCCACAUGAUGAAAAGUGCGGGGAAGUUUCAUGUGUGCUCUCCACAAAAAAGCUGCUGACAGCAACGGAUGGUGUGGUGGAUAGUAACGUGGGCUCCGAGUUGGGACGACUAGGCUUUGUUGAUGGUUGGGAUCCCCUAGGCUUUGCCGUUCUUGCAUUUCAUGCUGCCACCUCCAGAUUGGCUCCAUAUUCCACCAGGGCCAAAGCCCUGGAGCCACUCGCCUUCUUGCUGAAGCAUCUAUGA